ACUUCAGGCAUCGCGACGGCAGCGACUCGUCGCCUUGUUGUCAACCUGCAUCGAUGUUUGGAGGAGAGAACUGGCCGUUUGGAAGAGAUGCAGGCUUGUCUUGAGGACUGCGAAGUUGAGCUGGAGUCAACCACAAGGCGUUUAAAUGAACUCAAGGAAGCAAACUCUAAGCUCCUGUAUCAGAAAGCUUAA
Molecule: messenger RNA, 192 nt
Organism: Protopolystoma xenopodis
Lineage: Eukaryota; Metazoa; Platyhelminthes; Monogenea; Polystomatidea; Polystomatidae
Source: the annotation of a GenBank genome assembly